AUGACCUCGUUCGCGUAUACCACCCCGUUCGCGUCUAACCCCAUCGAGACCAGAGAGGAGCUAACACAGUAUCUCAUCGGUCUACUCGAUCCCCUUGCCGCCCACACGUCUCCCGGAGGUGCUCGCAUUCAUCUCGGUUUCACUGGCACCCAUUACGACGAGGCAGCAGCUCAUCUGGAGGGCUUCUCGCGCCCAAUAUGGGGUCUUGCGUCCUUGCUUGCGGGCGGAGGCUCAUACCCUGGCGUGGAGCGCUGGAUCCGCGGUUUCACCAAUGGUACGAACCCUGAUCAUGAAGAGUUUUGGGGAAACAUGCGCAGCAAGGACCAGCGCAUGGUCGAAUGCUCCGCUAUCGGUUUCGCCCUCUCGGUCGCGAAAGAGCAAAUCUGGGAUCCCCUCCCGGAUGAAGGCAAGCGGAACCUCGAGAACUGGCUCGGUGGUAUGAACGACAAGGAUAUGCCCAAUACCAACUGGCUAUGGUUCCGCGUUUUCGCCAACCUCGGGUUGUCUAAGGUCGGCUCCCCCAAGUUUGACGCGAACCGGAUGAAAGCAGACCUCGAUCACCUGGACACAUUCUAUAUCGGCGACGGAUGGUCGCGGGAUGGGCCAGAAGGCGUCGUCCAGCUCGAUUAUUACUCAUCUUCCUUCGCCAUUCAGUUUGCCCAGUUGGUCUACUCCAAGUUGGCGCAGGAUUACGACCCGGCCCGGUGCGAAGAGUUCCGGAAUCGCGCCCGCCAAUUCGCGCUGGACUUUGUGCACUACUUCGACGAACAAGGCCGCGCAAUUCCCUUCGGCAGAAGUCUGACCUACCGCGCCGCCAUGUCCUCCUUCUGGGGCGCUCUGGCCUUCGCCGACGUCGAUCCCCCAGCACCUCUCACCUGGGGCGCCAUCAGAGGCCUCCAGCUCCGGAACCUCCGCUACUGGGCCCGCCAGCCUGGCGCAUACAACAGCGACGGCACCUUCACCAUCGGCUAUGUCUAUCCGAACCAUAACAUGACCGAGAACUACAAUUCACCGGGCAGCCCGUACUGGUUCUGCAAGUCCUUCAUCGCCCUCGCCCUCCCGCCCUCGCACCCCUUCUGGUCAUCUCCCGAAGAGCCCUACCCCGCCGCCCUCCGCAACACCGUCAAGCCCCUCCACAAGCCGCUGCACAUCGCGACGAACCUGGGCGGCCACACCUACGUCCUCUCCUCGGGCCAGCAGUGCUCCUACCCCGUCAAGCAGAGCGCGGCCAAAUACGGCAAGUUCGCGUACUCCUCCGCGUUCGGCUACAGCGUCCCCGUCGGCUCGCUCACCCUCGAGGAGCACGGCGGCGACAGCGCGCUCGCGCUCUCCGCGGACGGCGGCGAGACGUGGAAGUUCCGGCGCGAGACGAAGGAGGCGCGCAUCGAGAGCGGGGGGUGGCUGCGCUCCGCGUGGUACCCGUGGCCCGACGUGUCCGUGGAGACGUGGCUCGUGCCCCCGACCGCGGACGCCCCGCUCUGGCACCUGCGCGUGCACCGCAUCCGCAGCGGCCGCCCUCUCCUCUCCGCCGAGGGCGGCUGGGCGAUCUUCGGGCAGGGCGCGGAGGACCGGGCGCUGGAGCCGUCGACGGGUGAGGCGUACGGGACGCUUGAGGAGGGCAGCGCUGCACGUGCGACGUCCAAGGCGGGCGUGUCGGGCAUCGUCGAGCUGCGCGAGCGGCCGAGCAGGAAGGGCAGGGCGAUGCGCACGGACGCGAACACGAACCUCAUGGUGCCGAGAGCGGUGAUGCCGACGCUCCUGGAUGAGCAUGAUGCGCAGGAGGGGGAUAUUUGGUUGGUGACGGCGGUGUUCGGCCUCCCGAGCAAGACUGGGGAGGAGGGCGCUGAGCCUGGCUGGGAAGCGGAGUGGAAGAAACGGCCUGUGACUCCUGAAGCUAUCGCUUCGCUCAUCGCGUAGGGCAUCGAAACGUAGAAGAGAAGCGACAGUAUGUAUCACUAUGUAUCGUAAUUCGUGGCUCUCGGGAUGUCGUCC
This is a messenger RNA of Dichomitus squalens LYAD-421 SS1, 1992 nucleotides long. RefSeq lists its product as uncharacterized. Bases 1 to 1917 code for a protein of 638 amino acids. Lineage: Eukaryota; Fungi; Basidiomycota; Agaricomycetes; Polyporales; Polyporaceae. The transcript is spliced from 3 exons. The record is from RefSeq and is a predicted model, not a curated record.